This is a messenger RNA of Salvelinus fontinalis (brook trout), 2252 nucleotides long. Its product is annotated as acyl-coenzyme A thioesterase THEM4-like. The transcript has 6 exons. Lineage: Eukaryota; Metazoa; Chordata; Actinopteri; Salmoniformes; Salmonidae. Bases 351 to 1181 code for a protein of 276 amino acids. The record is from RefSeq and is a predicted model, not a curated record.
CAUGACGCGUGUUGCCCGUCGUCGUUCCUGUUGCAGAAAGUGAUAACAUGGGGCGAUGAGAUACACAUGAAAGUCAUUCUACCGGCAAAACCAGAGGCGAGACAAAUUUGACAAAAGCUCCGUAUUUACCCUCCUGUUGUUAGUUUGUUACAGUAGAAAGUUAUAGUGCGAUGUUAGGUUUGAUUCUGAAUGUGUAUCGCUAUCAUACCUCAGCCACUAACUAGUCAGUAAAGCUAAAGGGCUAGCUAGUAGUAACCGUAACUCUACAGUAGGUAGCUAGUUUACAUUAGCUAAUUUACUUGUAGUUACAUCAGAAUAGGGCUUGGCAAUCUUACCCCAACAUUGUCAUCAUGAUACGAACAGGAGUGCAGCAGAUGGCCAGGGGACUGUGCCAAAUAAUGGGACGUGAAAUCUCAAAGGGAAAUUUCAACACCAACAUCAGACAACAAAUGACUCCAAGAGGGACUUUCCAGCUUCCCUGGUCCUCUAUCAACAGUGUCCGAACCAUGGCGGUGCUGCCCUGGCCUUUCUCUUUCCAGCCACGGGACUUCAGCCUGCCCAACUCGUCCUGGGGCUCCGACAUGAGGCGUCUGUAUGAGCAUGACGGAGAGAAGAAGUGGGGGGUCUGGAGAAGACUGCCCAGCUAUAACCGCUCCCUCAAGUAUGCCACAGGUGGGGUGUAUUUGAGUAAGAUCAUUCAGUCGAAGGCUCGUCUGUUCACGCGGAACAUCAGGGAGUACGGGGGGACGUUCGAGUACGUUGUGUUUGUCAACAAGCAGGAGCAGAAGUGUGUGUGUGUGUUCCAGGCUGGCCACCUACUGGAGGGACCCCCGGGGCACGUCCAUGGGGUGGCAAUAGCUACCAUGGUUGACACUGUAACGGGGACCCACGCCACCUACCUCUCUGGGCCUGUCAUGACUGCCAACCUCAACAUCAACUACCGCAGCCCCAUCUCAUUGGGUAGUACAGUGCUGCUCACCUGCUCAUUGGAUAAGAAGGAGGGACGGAACACCUUUGUUUCCUGUCAAGUCACCAACACGGACAGCUCCAAACUACACACAGGCCACAGGGCUGUUUCUGUCAAUCACAAUGGGACACCUAUUAGGAGGAUGAUGGAUAGGCCAACUCAUCGACCAACCAGACGCUACAAACACACAUCAGAAACAGCACUGACUUCCUAGGGGGUGUGUUUGUCUGCACACAAAUGUUUGGGUGUAUAUCAGUACCUGAGUGUGGGAGUGUGUAUCCUUGAGUGUGUGCAUGCAUGUGUGUGUGUGUGUGUGUGUGUGUGUGUGUGUGUGUGUGUGUGUGUGUGUGUGUGUGUGUGUGUGUGUGUGUGUGUGUGGUUCUGACUGUCAGAUCCAGUAAUCUUCUUAACUCUAGCAGUUUGCCUGAGACACCUGAUGCCUUGCGCUCCACUGACAUAGCAUACAGAUACUGUAUAUCAUAGACACAACCGGUUGUGGAUAUUUUACCUCUCUUUCUCCACUGUUACACACUCCUGGACAACCAGCUCCAGUCAGAGUGAAGGACAUAACCUCUGGUAUAUUAUAUUUAGGUCGAGGCUGUGGAUACAACUUUUCUGAACCCUUCUUCCCGACAGCUAAAGGUCCCGACACUUCUGCAUGUGCAGGAUUCUCUACUUUACGCACCUCCCUUCACAUUUCUCAGUCAAUUGUGAAUGAUAAUCUUCAUGUUUUACCGGUGAAACAUCCAUGCAACAUCUGCAUACCUGUGUCUAGUUUCAAUCAUAGCACAUAUUUUGCCUAGUGGCGCGUGCUGUUGAGUUUUGGCCACAUGAGAGAAAAAUGUGCCCAUUUCCACAAUCAUUCUAAAAUCUCAUAAGAAAUGAGGUGGUGUUUUUGUCUUACAGUAAUUUUAUACUACACUAUUAUAGUGGGUUCUGUUAUGUAGAAUACCAUCAUUGUGUGAUCUGGCAGACAUUGAUUCAGCUUUGAUCUAACUUUAUUAAACGGGCACCAUUCACCAGAGUAGCUUGUUCUCUACGAGUAGAACAGAGACUGUGUGUAAAGAAGCUUCGGGACCUUUAGCCGUCGGAAUGAGGGGUCUAGAAAAGUUGGAUCCACAGCCACUCUGAUAUAUUUAAUAGAUUGUUUAUUUUUUGUAUUUUAUUUAUAUAAUUCGGAAUAAUUUAUUAGGCCCUUUACAGUUUGAGGUUUGAGUCAUUGCUGAUACGUUAUUUUGUGACCAGUAUGGCCUCUUGAAUAAAGCCUUACCUCUUGGGUACUGUA